Molecule: messenger RNA, 904 nt
Organism: Moneuplotes crassus
Lineage: Eukaryota; Ciliophora; Spirotrichea; Euplotida; Euplotidae
Source: the annotation of a GenBank genome assembly
UUUUAUUUUUAUGGAAGAAGAUAAAGAAACAAUGAAUUUAAUAGAUCAACAGGAAUUUAUGGAAACCCAAGACUGGCCAAGUGAUCGAGGAGAUUUUUGAUGGAAAAGUUUGAGUGAUCACCCUGAUUCAGCAUGACUGUUAGAGGACAUCUUUGGGCAGAGAUGAGUUGAGUUUUUGAAGACUACCAAGUUGAAUUCAUAUCUUUUAUGAUGCUUACUGAAAGUGAAACCUACACAAAGCUGAAAAACAAGUGGAUUUUGAGAUAUUGGUCAAAAUUAUUCUUUGAUUAAAAAUACUAUCAAGCCUACAUGCUGGAGUUCAAAUGUUCCUCAAAAACAAGAUGUUUAUGAAUGUGAAACAGAAGCAACAUCUAAUAGCGCAAACGAAUUUAAAGAAUAUUCGGACAGCCAGUUAUUAUAUGUCAAUAAUGACUUCCAGUACAUCGAGAAGAUCGGUGAACUGACUGAAGCUCAAUGCUCACAAAUAUUACAGCUAUUCUCGUUAAUAAAUCAACAAGAAAAUGCUAAUUUUACCAUUCUCUCUGAACUUGAGUUCAAUGACAUCUUCCAAUCCUGAGGUUUCAAGACAAAUAUCACACAAAAAUAGCCACUCCUCUCACACUCCAGACCUCCCCACACCAAAAUACCAGAGCGAUCCUGCCCAAAACAGAUACAUGAGUAUCCAAACCAACAACUACGACCUCUCCGUCAAAGAAUCAACCGAGCGAAACUACAUAUAAACGAAAACCCUGACUUCUACAAGCUAGGAGCCAGAAGGGUCUACAAGAACAUGAACCUAGUAGAACAGAUAAGAAGAGUUAUCCAACUCUUCUUCAGUGAAGAGCAGGAUGCAGGAGAAGAAGGAUUUUUGGAAAUGCUGAAUUUUAGUAAAAUUAUGAGUUAG